AUGGAAGGCGAAACCGCCCCUGCGAACGACGCCGCCGCCGCCGCCGCUGCCGCCGUGGAGGAGUCGGAGGAGAAGCAGGGCGAAGUCGAGAAGCUCCGGUCUGAGCGAGCGGACCUCCAGAGCGAGCUCGAGGCGGCCGUUACCCAGGUGGAGAUAUUCCAGGCCACCAUUGAAGAGCUCCAGGGAUCGAGGGACUCCCUGGAGGCGCAAAUCAGGGAUCUGGAGGGGAAGCUCUCGAGGCUUGCGACGGAGAGGGCGGAGGAGGCCGAUCGGGCGAAGGGGGAGAGGCGGGCGCUGGAGGCGGUGGCCGCUCGGGCGGCGGAACUGGAGGGGGAGGUCUCCCGGUUGCAACACGACCUUGUUGGCGCUAUGUCCGAGGGUGAUGAUAAGGCCGCCGAGGUGAGGGAUCUCAAGGAAUCCUUGCAGAGGUUGGAGGGCGAGGUGAAGGAGUUGCAGGGGAAGGUGUUGGAAGCCAAUAAGAUCGAGGGCGAGCUGAAAGCCUUCCUUGGGAAUCUGGUGGGCGAGAAGGACGCGUUGGAAAAGAAGAAGGAUCAAGCGGAGGCGAGAGUUCUUGAGCUUGAAGGUACGUUGAAAUCUCUGGAGAUGGAGCUGGGGCCAGCGUCGUCGGAGAAGGGAGAAGAGGUGAUGAAACUGAAACUGGCGAUGGCAGACUUGGAGGAGAAAGUUGGUUUGUACGCAGCGAAGUUGGAGAGGGUCCAUCUGGUUGAGAAUGGGAACAGGUCUACUGAUGAUGUCGCUGCUAAGAAGGUCUACCCUACAGAUGAAAUCUUGGGUCAUAAAUUCUCUUGGAAGAUUAUGGCGGCAUCUGCAGGUGCAGUCACUGUUGUGACGGCAAUAGCAUGCUACCUGCGCUAUGCAAAGAUCAGGUGGAGAUUUUUUGAUCGGUUUCGGUGUUUGAGAUUUUACAACUAA
This is a messenger RNA of Spirodela intermedia, 933 nucleotides long. Lineage: Eukaryota; Viridiplantae; Streptophyta; Magnoliopsida; Alismatales; Araceae. The record is from the annotation of a GenBank genome assembly.